Saccoglossus kowalevskii is the source of this 1650-nucleotide messenger RNA. RefSeq names its product monocarboxylate transporter 12-like. Gene Ontology annotation, molecular function: monocarboxylic acid transmembrane transporter activity. Lineage: Eukaryota; Metazoa; Hemichordata; Enteropneusta; Harrimaniidae. The record is from RefSeq and is a predicted model, not a curated record. Gene Ontology annotation, biological process: monocarboxylic acid transport; transmembrane transport.
AUGUCGUUUCUUGCGCAUUCUACAAAAGUUGCUGACAACGAAACGACGAUAGCCUUCGAUACCGUAAAGAGAAGUCUAGUGGCAAUAAAGAAACAUAACAUGACGAUUAUGAGAAUAAAGAAAAAGACGGUAACCAAGACAACAUUAUCUACACCGACAAUAUUAUAUGAAGACGAUCCACCUGAUGGAGGAUGGGGCUGGGUGGUUGUCAUGGCAGCCCAUUUUGCACUACUUCUAUCACAGGGCAGUUUGACCGGAUUCGGUCCAUUCAUAGUAAAUCUACAGCUACACUUUGGUUGCGGUGCUAGUGAGAUUGCCGGUGUUAGCGGCACGGCUCUUUUCGUCACCUUGGCUACAGGACCGGUUGCUAGUGCACUAAAUUGCUGGUUUGGUUGCCGUGUUGUUGUAAUGGCAGGCGGUAUCAUAUCUACCAUCGGGAUAUUUAUAAGUUCGCUCGCUAUUGAUGUCUCUCAUCUUUACGUGUCUUAUGGAAUAGUAACAGGAUUUGGAUACGGCCUUGUGUCGACGCCAAGUGUCGCAUUCAUCGCGCGAUAUUUCAAGAGAAAAUACGCCUUAGCCAAUGGAAUCGUAUUUUCUGGAUUCGCCAUUGGUUGGAUCGCGCUUCCCCAAGUUUAUCAGCUGCUUAUCAACCAAUUCGGGUGGAGAAAUGCCCUAAUGUGUGUGGGUGCGAUGGACGCACAUAUAUGUAUUUGCGGGGCCUUGUUUCGUCCGCCACCCCAACGAAUAAUAACUGGUGGUGAACAUAUACUGGAUAGCGACACCGAUGAAGAGCGUGGUCCUGACGCGGCGCUGACGUGGAAUGACGUCAACGUGACGCUCAAUCCUGCAUUUGACGCUCAAUUACAAAAUAACGUCACCGUCCCUACUGAGAUAGUUGUAGAAGAAAUAAGAAACGUCCACUGUUGUUCAUGUGUGAAUUUUAAAGACACACAAUGCUGCAAAUUCUUAUCUAAUUUCAUCGAUUUUGCUUUAUUCUGCAACCCCUUAUUUAUUCUCAUGGCAGUAGCGUACUUCGUCAUUGCAGUUGGGUUUUACCCGACGGUGCUGUUCCUAGUGCCUCGUGCCGAGUCGUUCGGAAUACCCUAUCCGUUACCAACGACUUUAAUGACAAUCACAGGAGCCGUAAGCCUAAUAGGCCGUGCUGGACAUGGUGUUGUUAUUGACUCUGGUCUACUGUCAUCGGCGAGGGCGCUAGCAAUAAGUAUAUUCAUUUGUGGAUUCAUCAACAUUUUAAGUUAUUUUUGUGAAAAAUACACCGGGCUUGCUAUUCUGUAUGGAGUAUUCGGACUUGCAAACGGCGUGUAUCACCCUCUUCUAGCUGUCACGUUGAAGGACUUUGUGGGCGUGGCGAAGCUCCCUUCUGCUCUUGGAUUCUGCAAUCUUUGCCAUGGACUAGGCGCACUUAUUGGACCGCCGAUCACAGGAUGGAUAUUCGACAAUAGUCAAGACUAUCGUUACUGUUAUUGCUUCAGUGGUUUAAUUUUAUGCCUGUCGGCAUUAUUGCUGUUUUCUGGACCAAUUCUCAUUCGAAGGCGGAGCGCACGUGAGAUUAAACUGACUGAGCAGACUCCGGAAUAUGCAACGGACUCGGACAGCACACCAGUAUUACAGCUUGUUACCGUUGUCUGA